Messenger RNA from Striga asiatica, 2269 nucleotides. NCBI's taxonomy places the organism in Eukaryota, Viridiplantae, Streptophyta, Magnoliopsida, Lamiales, Orobanchaceae. The record is from the annotation of a GenBank genome assembly.
AUAAAAAUAAUAAUAAAAAAAAAAUCUCUUCCAAAUUUCUGUAUUUUUCUUUUCACCUUCAUCUGCAUCAUUUUUGCAAUCAUCAAAAUUCAAAAUCAGGCCUCAAUCAAAGGCGUUCCGCGUUUGACAUCUCAAAAAUUCUCCUUCAAAAUUUCAAAAUCACGCCUUUCCGCGCGUUGACGUUGGGGCACCAUCGUUGAUAGCUCAUCCUUGAUCUGACCGCCAUUUGUAAGGAAAUUUUAGAAGGCAAAUGGGAAAUUCUGUGUCCAAUUUGUGCACGAAAGAUGGGAUGUUUUUCACAGCCACUGAGGAGCUGGAUUCAUACUAUCCCAUUAGAACUGAAUGCCAGGAUGAUGUCCCCAAGACCCGUUUUAAAGCAAGGGUUGGGAAAACGUUAAGUCCAAGAAGAUGGAACGCGGCAUUUACUGAGGAUGGUCAUUUAGAUAUGGCUGGUGUUCUUAGAAGAAUCCAGAGAGGGGGAAUUCAUCCUACUAUUAAAGGGGCCGUCUGGGAGUUCUUGUUGGGUUGUUAUGAUCCCAACAGCACAUACGAUGAAAGAAAUGAGGUCAGGGAGCAGAGAAGGAAACAGUAUGUUGCAUGGAAAGAGUUAUGUCAAAAGAUGGUACCAACCUUUGGCACUGGAAAGUUCAUCACAACACCUAUAAUUACUGAAGAUGGCCGACCUGUCGAAGAUCCUUCUGGUAAUAGUGUUCCCUUGCCAAAUAAUGGUGCAUUAGAUCAAAGGGAGAUCAAUUGGAUGCUUGGCCUGCCUCAAAUUGGUUUGGAUGUUGUUCGUACUGACCGGACUCUUGUAUAUUAUGAGACUGAAGUCAAUCGAGCAAAGCUCUGGGACGUGCUUGCUAUCUAUUCUUGGGUGGACAAAGAUAUUGGGUAUGUUCAAGGAAUGAACGAUAUAUGCUCUCCAAUGGUUAUAUUAUUUGAAGAGGAAGCAGACGCCUUCUGGUGCUUUGAACGCGCAAUGCGUAGACUUUACGAAAUGAGCAACCAUGCAAUCAAUGAUUUGCUAAGUGUUGAUUUCACAAUGCCUUGGACAUUAGGAAAGAUUGCCUGCGCCAGUGAACAAUUUUGUUGUCCUGCCUGCUAUGAUCUUGGUGCCUUUAUAUGUUGGNUUGAAGACUUACUCUACUUCUGUUUCCAUAAGAGGGAAAAUUUCAGGUCCACCACAAGUUAUAUGGGAGUGCAGUCUCAACUGGGAACCCUUGCACAAAUUAUUAAAGCCAUUGAUCCAAAGCUUCAUCAACACCUUGAAGAGCUUGAUGGUGGGGAAUAUCUGUUCGCUAUUCGCAUGCUGAUGGUUCUUUUUCGAAGAGAGUUCUCCUUUGUGGAUGCAAUGUAUCUCUGGGAGGUCAUGUGGGCCAUGGAGUACAAUCCGAAUAUCUAUGCAUCAUAUGAGGAAUCACGUGAUGCAACCUCUUCCACCACUGACCAAGCCGAAGUCAAACCAAGUCAACUCAAGCAGUACGGAAAAUUCCAGAGAAAGAACUUAAAAAGCGGAUGGACUGACGAGAGAAGUGCUCUUGCUAUUUUUCUCGUUGCAGGUGUGCUUGAGAAGAAGAAUAAACGGCUUCUAAAAGAGGCUCAAGGCCUAGAUGAUGUCGUUCAGAUCUUGAGUGAAAUCACCGGAAAUCUGGAUGCCAAAAAAGCAUUGAAGCAGGCCCUGAAAGUACACAAGAAGUAUUUGAAGGCAAGUACUCGUAAUAAAAUCAGUAACUGUGUUCAUUUCUAUUUUCUAUGCCCAGCAGGUCUACUGUUAGACAAGCUUAACCGUGAGGCAGUUAUACAUUUUUAAGAAAUAUGCAUACUAUUAUACAAGUGACGUACUUUAUAAAGCAACUUAAACGAAAUUAUGCCAUUUUACAAUAUAAAUAUGAUUUUUUGAUCAUAGAAUAUGACAGGCCAACCUGCCUAACCAUUAGUCUGCCCUACAUAAGAAUUUGUAUUGCCCUUUUUGUAUUAUCUUGUAAUCAUCAUUGCUUAUUGUUGACUGCAGGCCAAGAAAUCCUAGUGAACGUUUUGGCAAAACUUCUUUUUAAUUCUUUUAAAGAUUUAAAACAUCGGUUCCCUUAUUCUUUUAUUGUUUUUUUAUCCAUCUUCUGUAAUAAGAAGGAAAUAAUGGUGUUAUGGUUGUUUGGAAUUUUGAGAUGCAUCGAUGAUGAGAAUGUAGAUGAGACCAACUUGAAUUGGCUAUUUUUUUGAAGAUUUAGAAUCGGCUGAUGAUGAAUGGUGAUGUUGCUUAAAUUUAGAAUUG